CUCUGUGUCCCACCGCAUACCAAAGAGAAAAGGAUAGUGCGCGUAUAAGUCCCUCUGUGUUGUUCUCGUGCUUCUGGAGUAACAAGUGAGCGGCGAAACGGCGUUGCCAUGACGACAGAGACUCACACUGUGGCGAUGACAGACCCACAGUUAGCAAACAACAACAACAAUAACAACACCAAUAACAACAACAACAACAACAACAAUAACAAUAACGAUGGCGAGCCGAAAUACUUGCACAAGAAGUUCAAGAAGAUGGCGACGACCGAGGUUACGCCGCAAGUGGAGCCCAAGGAGGACGCCGUGGUCAGCAACGGUUCUCCAGAGACAACUAAAAGGAAGGAGGCGGCCAAGGACUCCAGAGAGUCACCGAAAGAUCCGAUCAAGAUCGAGAUCUCUGCGGAACCCGCGGACGGAGAACCGACCGAAUCAAGGAAAAACGGCUACGUGUGUCCUUAUUGCAGGCUGUCGUGCGCGAAACCGAGCGUCCUGCAAAAACACAUCCGAGCUCACACCAACGAGAGGCCGUAUCCUUGCGUUCCUUGCGGAUUCGCGUUCAAGACCAAGUCGAAUCUCUACAAGCACUGCAGAUCCCGUGCCCACGCCCUUAAGAUGGAGGGUGGUGAUGCCAGCAAAGUAUCGGAGGACUCGGACAUAAGCUUGUCCGACAGUGCGAGCAACGGAACCGGCACACCACCACCCCCUCCGUCAUCGACGCCCACGACGACUUCAGUUAGUGUAAAAACGAUUAAAACGGGGAAAAUCUACAAGCCAAAAUUUCACACGGCCCUCCAGUGUGUCAACAACGAUAUCGAAACGUCUUCCCUUUCCUCCAUUUCUUCCACGAACAGUUCUUCCUCGACAGCCGCUACAACCACGCCGAAACCAAACCCAGAGCAAGUACAGGAACAUAUUGAUAAAAUUAUUACCGACAACCAAGCGAUCGUCGAUGCGGUAGAUCCGCGACUGCACAAACUGAUUCAAAGACAGCAAAGCCUCGUGGAAACGAAACAAUCUACCGAUCAGCCGUUGAAUCUCUCAUCCGCGGAGGAAUCUUCGAGAAAACGAUGUUACAGUGAGAGCUUUGUGCAAGAAAGUAAAGAUUAUCCGAACGGUCCGGAAAGUUCGAUAAUCAAGGAUCUCCUAUUGAAAAAUCAAAACUCGAAUCAAGAGGCAACGACGGAAUACGAGAGCUAUUUUUGCCCUUCCUGCAAUAUCCCUUACACAAGUAUCGAUAAUCUCGACGUUCAUCGUAAGUACUACUGCAAAGGCAGCGUGAGUCCUCGAAGAGAUUAUCAGUUGGAAAUGGAGAAAAGAGAGUCGGAUUUUGAUUGCAAGUCUUCCGAAUAUUACAGCACCUUGCAACCCCUUCCCUCUCCCGGGCCUCUGUUGGGCAAUACGAGGCUCGUCGACGCGUACGCCCCACCCAUGAAGAAACAGAGAUCGGACCCCGUACCAACCACGUUACGAUCUCUCGAGGAGCUAAGCAAGUAUCCACGACCAAACUCGUUGCAAAUGUUCGGCGGGGAGGUCAGGAUAUUGGACAAUACCGGUGAAACGAAGACGAUGAGAAUCGAGCCGCGACAAACCAACUCUCCUACGAGCGAGCAGAUCGUGAGCAGCAAGUGCGUUACUUCGGAGACCGCUUCGAUCGUGGUUAGAUCGGGUCUGCACUCGGGAGGCACGAUGGUACACAAACCACCGCGUACGGCGGCCAGCACGCCUAGUUCCUCCAUAUCUUUGCCCAACACUCCGAAAAUGUUGGCGCCGAUCAUACCGAACAUAUCAACCUCGAAUAUAGCACCCAACAUGUCGUGCUACAGUUAUCUAGAGCCGAACUUAAAUCCUCUGACCAGUAUCACUGCCUAUAACCCGCUGACUUUGCCUCAACCGGGAAUCACGAAUAUCCUUCACGGUGGUAAAGUUAUACCUUAUGUUCCUGGCAUGCCUGGACCACACACCCUGACGCCAGCCAUAGACAUAUCCACGAGUUUAGCCACCGAUGAAGCCGGAUACAAGGUGAUACCAGGAUUGCCUGGCCUCCACAUAGUCCCUCAACCCUUAGAUCUCGCCAGUCCGGUGAAAAUACAAACGCCAAGUACAAAUACCAACGCCACCAAGAUACAAACGCCAAUAGCUGGAAUUCCAGAGCCGAUGUCCAAUGGACACGUCUCGAUGAUAGGCCAGCCAUUGGAUCUCGCCAGCCCGGCAAAGGACCCCAAGCUCGGCUUCAAAACUCCUGGCAACGAUGUUUUGAAGAUCGGAUUAACGAGCCCAAAAGUUCCUAGCGUUACCGAGACCUCGACGAGACUUCGCCUCAAGUUCUUGAGGCCGACUUCGUUGCCACUAAAGCCAGGCACGUUCACGCCUAAGAAGCAUCAUGGUAUCACUCCUACGGCAAACACGCUUCCGCUCAUAAGCCCAGAAACCCCUCGGCCGAAGAAAUCCUACGGGCAGCUUUAUUUGAACGGUCACGCGUAUACAUAUCUUGGCCUGAAAUGUUCGACCAGAGUAUUUUACUGCACUCUGAAUAGACCACAGCCAAUGUAUGUGACACAGCAACAUGGCUUAUCUAUGUACUCGAAUUGGAAGAUAUGCAAAGAAGUACCAUCUGACGUUGAUAUGGCGCAUUACGAUUCGAGGCACAGACCGCUUAAUUAUACGACCGCCUGGAAAAAACAGGAGGACAUUUUGACGCAUUCCUCGGAAAGACCGACCACCCCAACUAGUUCCGAUAGCGGUUUGGAUAGCGAUAUGCAAGAAAAAGCGAAAAGAGUUAAGAUAUUCGACGGAGGAUUUGAAAGCAACGAGGACUAUACAUAUGUCAGGGGCAGAGGUCGAGGCCGAUACGUUUGCGAGGAAUGCGGCAUUCGUUGUAAAAAGCCAUCCAUGUUAAAGAAACAUAUCAGAACGCACACGGACGUAAGGCCGUACACGUGUAAACAUUGCGCUUUUAGCUUUAAAACCAAAGGCAACCUGACGAAACAUAUGAAAUCGAAAGCUCAUUACAAGAAGUGCGUCGAGCUCGGCGUUGUUCCGGUACCUACGACGGUCUGUGAUGAAAAUAUCGAUAAAGAAGCUAUCGCCCGGUUGGCUGCAGGUGGAAAUACCGAGGAAUCCUCGGAAGAGGAGGAAGAAAGCGAUGGAGAGGAGAGUGAAGAAUCCGGAAGCGAGGAGCAAGAAGCUGCACAGAGUUUGCUAAGUCUAUCGCAACGUAAUACAAACAGAUUUCCAGGGCUUCUACCGUCUGGAAGACCGACAACUUACCCUUACACUCUAACUUUCCCAACGACCUCCAGGUCCGCGAACGUAUCAUCUACCGCGAUAAGCAACAACGUCUGCUUGAGCAGUCAAACUGUCACCACGCAAGAAACUACUCUCGUUCGAAACGAAUUGUCCCAUCGAUACUAUUUCCCCUCGAGCCGGACCGCUCCGGAAGAAUCGAGGACGACCGUGAUUCAAUCAUCGAAAAAAGAAAGUUCCGACAUCGAGGUGAACGGAGUCGAUACCGACUCGCGAAAUACUUUGGCACAGCCUAUGGAUCUCACGACGAAACCAGCCCUACAGCCGUUGCCCUCUUCCAUACCGCAAAGAGCCAAGCCAGCAGAUAUUUUAACUCCCGUUUCGGAACCGGUACUGUUACAAACGAUCGUUCAAACGAUGGAAAGACUACCGAUACAAGGAAGAGAGUGGAAACCGGAUGCCGAGGGGCAUAUGUUGCAAGCAUAUCUCACUGAACGACACGUUAUGGAUAGUAAAAUUAAACAACAAUACCGAGUAGGAAAUACGAAGAUGGAAAAGCAACCGAGAGAGAGGGACAUUUACCCGGAACAAUCAUCUCCGAAAUCAAGAAACGCUGAAUUAGAGACUAGUCCAGUAACGAGUUAUAACGAUCCUAGCAAGAUACAAAUGACUAUGAUAGAUUCCAGGAUUAAGCACGUAUCGAAGCAUACCACUGAAGAUAUCAAGAUGGAAAUCAGAGAGAAAAUUUAUCAGAACAAUAUUGUCAUAGAUCGACGGUCGUUCGAUAUCGAAUCGAUUCACAGAGAAAAAGAAAUAGCAGAGAGCAUGAAACAUACGGUUGCGCGGAAAAUGGUUGUCGGGGGACCCGGUUUUAGAUCGCCCUCGCCUAACGCUGCAACCACUAAACCACAAGCUGAGUUCUUGCAGCCCUCGAAUGGACCAGCACCUAAUUAUGUCAGUUACAGUGUGACUGAAGAUGGGAGAAGCGUCUGUGGAAUUUGUAACAAGGUGUUCAGCAAACCUAGUCAGUUACGGUUGCAUAUCAACAUUCAUUACUUCGAGAGACCAUUUAGAUGCGAAAGUUGCGCGGUUUCUUUUCGAACCAAGGGUCACUUGACAAAGCACGAAAGAUCUGUUUCUCACCACAAUAAGGUUAGUAUGACUUCCACGUUCGGAGCAGCGACCACCAGCAAUCCAAGGCCAUUUAAAUGUACAGACUGCAAAAUAGCAUUCAGAAUACAUGGUCACUUGGCGAAGCAUUUGCGCAGCAAAAUGCACAUUAUGAAAUUAGAAUGUUUAGGAAAAUUGCCCUUUGGAACGUACGCUGAGAUGGAAAGAUCUGGUGUCAAUUUGAAUGAUAUUGAUACUACCGACUGUGAUAAUAGUCUUUCUAGUCUUCAGAUGCUGGCUCAAAGACUUUGUGAAAAAGAUCCUACAAAAAUAGGUCAAUGGGAGUCUGAAACAAUUCCAAGUCAAGUGAUCAGCGGUGGUGAAACUUCGUCCGAUGAGGGUGAGCCUAUUCUACAGCAUGCGUGAAAGUGACAACCGCGAAUAUGUAUCGAUCGUAUCAUGUGCCAAUUGCAAACGAAAAUCCAAAGUCCGGUGUCCACCUUGGGAAUUCUUAGUUUAAUCGACAGAAGCACGAGGAUAGCGCGGAAGAAAGCCAGGAUUAACCUACGUUUUCCAUAGAGGAUACAAAGCCGGACGAAGAUAUACAAUUAUAUAAGUGCCAAGUUUGCACAGUGUUUACUAUGAACGAAUUAUAAGAACGAGUUACAUUGCUUCGUUGAACAUAAUAUCAAAUCAGAUUCUAGUACAAAUACCCAAGGGGAUAGGGGCUUGAACAUACACAAGUGUAGAGAGAAAGAGAAUACUCAGAUAUGAAUUACAGACGAACUCGUAGUCAAGACAGAUCACAAUCACAAUAGACAAACAAUCGAAGACACGUAUGUAGUGCCAAAAUAAUGCAGCGAAUUAUAGACAAUCUGCGGUGAAAUUUCAAAGAAUUCGUUGCUGUAACAGAUAAAAUAUAGCUGUAAUAACAAAAUACCAUCACCUUUCGAAGGAAAUUUUUCAAGAGAUUUUCAUUAACCAAGCUAAUAGCGUUUAUUAUUGUGAUGAAACAUUGCAGCAAUCUUCUUCCAAGAUGCCAAAAAAAGCAAUUUAAUUACAUUAAAAACAAAUUCUACAAUGUGGUAAUGUACAACAAAAAAUUAUCGAAAAAAAUUACUAUUAUAAUGAAACUCUGAUUUAUUUAAUGUGUAUUUAUUUAAUGCGUCGAAGUAUACAGAGUACAAACAGGAUAAUACUAUAGUACAAAGAUAAAAGAGGGAAUUAUACGUGAAAAGAUAAAUAAAAAAACAUGCUAUGAAAUUUCUAAUUCGAGAUAUCGUUUUCAGAAAGAUUUAUUUUGGGAAUUCAUCGGACAUAGAUUGGGGUUAGUUAUUAUCCUAUUUCGUUAUUAAUUGUUUUAUACGACAUAAUUUUCUAUUUAGAUUUCAAUCAAAGAUUUCCGAUCACUGAAGAUACACGAUGAUGUAGUUUGGUAAUAUAACGAAUUUUUGUACAAAUCCGGCUUCUUCUUUUUGCUUUUCUACCAAUGUCAGACAUUCAAGCUCGUGAUUUUUGCACAUGCCCACGUAUAUCAAACAGAAACUAUAGAAGGAUUAAUUAUUUGUGUAUUCAAGCAAUUUCUAAAAUCAAUUGUGUCUCUUUUGUUUUUCAUAACAUAUUCCUUAUUCUUUCAGUUUCAGUUAUACUGUUGUCUCACUCUGUAUAAUAGACGCAUACCUUGCAAUAUAAAGCAGUUAAAUGCACGUUAAAAAUUAAUUGACUUCAGAAAUUGAAAGCAAAAUUAUUGAAUACUUAACAAUACUACUUUUUUAUUUUUGAUACUCUAAUAAACAAAAUUUGCUGUGUAGCCAAUCACAUCAUCAAAACAGUGAUUUCUUUAUGUUUUAAACAUUUUUAUCGAUACUACUUCCUAAAGUAACAAUAUGUGUAUUUUUAAUUAUCUGUCCAACUAUCAAUAAGAAAAUCCUUUCUAAUUGAAUAUUAUAUACUUUCCUCAUUAGAGUUUGCUUUUCGUAUUAUUUGUCGUAAUAAGUAAAAAGGUUAAAAUAAAUAAUAUCUGCUGUUCGGUGGACAAGAAAUUUUCUGUACAUUUGUAUGAAAUAUGUGUCUAGAACUAUACAAUUUUUCUUUAUAGAUUUAAAUUAAAAUGUAGUAUUUCCAUUUUAAACAGGUAACAUUAUUCAUUUUAUCUUGCUUUAGUCUUUUAAAAAUAAUUUUUUAAGUGUACACAAAUAACCAAGUCAUCUGUAUUUAACAUAGUUAUACGUGUAUGUACAUAACAUAACAGUAAAUAUAUUGUACAGAUUUAUAAUCAAAUGUGUCAUACAAAAUGUACUAAAAAAUUAUUGAAGGUAUAAUGGUUUAUCUAAAUGCCAUUCCCAAAAAUGAAAGAAACAUUAAACAUCAUUGAUUUGAUUCCUUUUCUCUUUCAGAAAUAAAAAUUAUGUAACUAAACAUUAUAAAAGAAUUUGGGCUGAAUCAUACUAUGAUAUUACUAUAUUUUUUAUUGAUAUAUACUGGCAUAUUCAUAGUUACAAACGUCUACAUGUAAUAUUUCAUGUCAGAAAACUACAUUUAGAUAAAGUAUUCUAUAUAUAUAAUUUAAAUUUAUAUUGAAAUAAGUGCACUUAUUAUAAAGCAGAUAAAAAAUUCCCAAUGGGUGACGAGUACAAGUAAAAUAAUAAUGUGCCAAAUAUUUAUAUAGAAACUUAUAAUAUUAUAAUUUCAAUAUAUCGUUUAAUUCUAUGAUUAGAAAAAUCUUUUCUCAGAUGGCAUAAUGGAUAAACCAUUAAAAUUCUGUUUUAAAAUUUUGGUACAUACAUGAAGAUACAAUCACAGUGUAAAGCGGAUAUUCUAACUCAUUGAUAAUAAGAAAUGCAAACCUAUGUUUAGUGAGUGUUGUUUAUAUUCUUAUAAUGGUUCACAUAACAGCUUUUUCAUUGUCAAUCAUAUUU
Messenger RNA from Bombus impatiens (common eastern bumble bee), 7271 nucleotides. RefSeq lists its product as uncharacterized. Lineage: Eukaryota; Metazoa; Arthropoda; Insecta; Hymenoptera; Apidae. The record is from RefSeq and is a predicted model, not a curated record. The transcript is spliced from 8 exons. Gene Ontology annotation, molecular function: DNA-binding transcription factor activity, RNA polymerase II-specific; zinc ion binding; RNA polymerase II cis-regulatory region sequence-specific DNA binding. The coding region runs from base 109 to 4779 and encodes 1556 amino acids. Gene Ontology annotation, biological process: regulation of transcription by RNA polymerase II. Gene Ontology annotation, cellular component: nucleus.